Molecule: messenger RNA, 843 nt
Organism: Miscanthus lutarioriparius
Lineage: Eukaryota; Viridiplantae; Streptophyta; Magnoliopsida; Poales; Poaceae
Source: the annotation of a GenBank genome assembly
AUGGGGCUGUCAAUCUCAUACCCACCAGAUGACUACCUGCCUGAGGAUGACGAUGAUGGUAUGGACAGGCUCUUUGUGCGGUCUCUAAGCUUUGAUAAUCUCAGCACACUUGAGACCCUUGAAUCGCCACCAGCAUUGCUUGACGCACUGACUUCGAAGAGACUCGUCGUAAGAGGCUCUUUAAGCUUUGAAAAAAGGGAGGGCGAUCCAUUUCAAGUUGAAACUACACUAUCAAUGGUUAGUCCUAAACCUGCAAAGAAGAGUUACAACUACAAGCCCAUCAUCCUGCCAAGAUAUAGGUCCACGGAGAACCUACCACCAAAUUCUCCGUUGAGCCCAUCAGAAGGUGAGGAGGACGAGUGGUUCAGGCAAAGGGGCAGCCUUUCCGAGCUUAAGCACACGGAGAGCAGCAAUCCCGCAAGUCAAGAAGACUCCUCCAAAAUUUUCAAAAAAGAAGACUCCUCCAAGUCCCACCCCGCUGGCGCUGCUGACCAAGACAAGGCCACUGCAAAGACCACACCAGCCACGCCGCCAUCCACGAGCCAUGAUAAAACAACAACCAGCGCAGCGACAUCAUCAGGCACGCCGGCCAUGAAGAGGUCCUCGUCGGGCAGCCGGCUGCAGCGCAAGCGGCCUCCACGGUUGGCAGUGAGCAAGAGCCGGCUGGGCAAGGGCGGCUGGGAGCAGGGCGCGGGCACGUUCGGGGACUGCCUGGACUUCUGCAAGGAGAACCUGUUCUGGGGCGGCGAGAGCGGCGACGACGAGGAGGAUAUUUUCGGCCACAUACAGGACUCUGAGAAAACGGGUGGGAUGAAGCCUCCUGUUUCCGUCCCGGUCCAGUAA